UGGAAUACAACAAAGUACUAGACAUCUUGUGCUCACAAAGUAUUAAUUCAUUGUUUGGCAGGGUGCAGUACCAAAAGGGAAUGCCACUAAAGAGUUCAUUGAAAGUUUACAGUUGAAGCCGGGCCAAGUGGUAUACAAAUGCCCCAAGUGCUGCAGCAUCAAGCCAGAGCGAGCACAUCAUUGCAGUGUAUGUAAGAGAUGUAUUCGAAAGAUGGAUCACCACUGUCCAUGGGUUAACAACUGUGUGGGAGAGAAUAACCAGAAAUACUUUGUGUUGUUUACAAUGUAUAUAGCUUUGAUAUCACUACAUGCCCUUAUCAUGGUUUGCUUUCACUUUCUGUAUUGCUUUGAAGAGGAGUGGACAAAAUGCAGCUCAUUCUCACCACCAUCCACAGUGAUACUUCUCAUUCUACUGUGCUUUGAGGGUCUUCUUUUCCUUAUUUUCACGGCUGUCAUGUUUGGCACCCAAGUACAUUCUAUCUGCUCGGAUGAAACGGGAAUAGAGCAGUUGAAAAAGGAAGAGAGAAGAUGGGCUAAAAAAACAAAAUGGAUGAAUAUGAAAGCUGUGUUCGGUCAUCCAUUUUCAAUAGAAUGGCUCAGUCCAUUCGCAACUCCAGAUCAAGGGAAAGUAGACCCGUACCAGUAUGUGGUCUGAGUCAUCCUAGGCCAGCAAUCCAAUUCAAACUGGUUACUUAAUAAUUUUCACAAGUACCAGUCAUAACUUAAUAUAUAAGUUAUUUACAAAUGACUGUAUCCUUCCUGAUCCACGUGUUGUUUAAAAGCAUGGAUGAUGAAAAAGGUGCACACCAUGGUUCAACUUUAUUCCUGCAGUCUCUGAUCCGUGAAAAUAAUAGGACAGUAAAACAGUAAAAUGUCGAACUUCCUUUUCUCCUACACUGGGAUAUUGUUUAAUAUAUGCAGGCUUCUAAAGUCUGCAGUUCUAGCUGUAAAAUUGAAAUAAAGAAAAUUGAAGAAAAUCAAGUGACUGAAGGUACUGUUAAGGAUCAGACAUCCUUCUGAAACUUCAGGAUACAUAAUAGGGUCUGCAUUAAUUUUUUUGACUUAUUUUCUUGAUUUGCCUAUUGAUUUAUACAUUAACAUUCUCUAACAAUUACAGUACUGAAGUAUAAUCUGUUGCCUUUAUUAACCUGGUAUUACUGUAAUUAUUGAGUGCUAUGAGGUGUUCCUUAGGUGUGCAAAUGCUAAUCACAGAUGAGAUGAAACUGCUUGCUUAAACCUUACUGUCCCUACUCCGUAGCCUUCUAAAUCCUGACUUCCUGAUCUUAUUCUGUCCUGUAUUUGCUCUUGUGUAAUUAAUUUACGUUCUGGUUCACUUAAUCCUUAGUGGGAGAAUGGUGUGCCCUGGCCUUGCCCUCUGUGUUGGUUUUCUCGCAUGAUCUGCAUCAUACCAAAGAAGCAGAUGACCUUCCUUGUUAAGAGGAAGUCACUUGGCUUAUUAAAAGGACAGAUACUAAACAAAUCUAGUAGAAUGAAGAUUGUUAAUCAAGGUUGCAGAAAGAACUUUUGAUGCAGGGGUGUAUCAACUGAUAUUGGUUCACACCUGAUGGCAUUGCUGUCUCCCCACUUAUUUUCAUGGUGUCCUAUGAAUGUUCAUGUUUGUGACAAGGGAGUUCAUCUAAUUUAUAUGGCCAUCCAUGUUUGUGAUGCGCCAAAAUCAUUGUUACAUGGACUGCCAACAUGACAAUUUCUUUUGCAUCUUUUUAGGAUGUUAAUUUUCAUAUCACUUUUGUCUGCCCAUCUCCAUUUUCCUCCUCCUUACCAUGUUAAGUCUAUAUAAGAGAAUAUGCUGAGAAUCUUUAGUUACUAAUCCUACAUGCUUCUCCAUAAUGUUAGACUAUUUAUUGCUCAGUGCUGUCCUGUAUAAAAUUUCUCAUCUCUGUUUGCAGUUUUCAGCAGGCAGAGUAAAUUCAGUCUUCCAAACACUCUAGGCAAAAUGGCUUUUUAUAAACAUUCGGAAGUUACAUUUAAAAACAUGACUCUUUUUUAAAAUUUUUUUUUUAAAAAAAUCCCUCUAUUACCUCAUUUAUUUUUAAACAUUUUUUGUGGAUUUUUUCAAUGUUUUUUCCAAGCUGUCAUUUCUUUUCUUAAAUUGGAACGAGGAUGGCCAUUCAGUUGCUCAGGACUGUCCCACCAUUCAUUUAUCUUAUCCAACAAGAAUGUAUUGAUUUCUGUCUUCUUACAAUUUCAAUUGAACCAAUGUCCAGUGUUAGUGAAAACAUUGCUUCUUGUCACGUCAAUCCACAAGUACAACUUAGAAAGGUCUAGUGUUCAGAUUCGUGAACGGGGAUUGAAGUGAAGUGAUUCCUAGGGAUUGGUGUUGACCUUGUUCCUGACCAACCCUGCCAAGUAGCAAGCUUUCUCACCAUUCUGUAGCAAUGUUCCCUUGUUCACAAUCUGUUGGUGCCAUGAACAGUUAGAGGGCUUUAUUCAGAAUAGGUUAAUGUUAGGGCUAGAUCAAACUUUUGUUCACAGAAUUCUGUUUUGUCUUAGUUUAAUUAUUUACCUCCCCAGCAUUUUUUAAUUUUUGUUAAUUCUUGAUGCGUUUAGUUAAGUUUAUAGACAUCAUCCAUGGGUAGAUUUAAAAAAAGGGCCACAAAAUAAUUUAAAAUUACAUCUUUGAAUCUCAAUUUGCUCAAUCCAAUGGCUGUCUAAAUGCAUUGAAAACCUCUUACUGAAACCCCAGUAAGGUGGUCAGCCUCAACGAAAGUAGUUUCUGAAGCUCCCCAGAAUAGAAAACAGGAAAAUCCUGUUCCUUUUUUAUUGUUUUUUAGCACUGCAAUGUAAUUCCUACAUUGGAUAGUAUAGUAAUGCACUCAAGAAUCAUUUUAAAAACUGUCACUUGCCAAAGGUUCUGCCAGGGCAGGUAGUAUAUAAACAACAGUACCCUAGCAUAUGUGUGCCUCAUAAAGGUUGGUAAAAGUAGUAGACUGUAGUUUGAGGACUGCUAAUAUGAAGUUUUUGUUUUAAAACUGGUCAGAAUUAGAGGAGUAUCUCAACAGAUAUCACUAUUGUCUUUGUAUAUCAGUGGGAUUUUGGGGAAAUUCUGUCUUCUGAUAAAUUAAAGAAGAUUUGUGUUAAUACAGGUGGACACUUAAGUUUUUAAGUGAGAGAAUUCUGGCUCUUUAAAAUUCAAGACCUGAGACAUUGGUUGCUUUAGGAGUUGAGCAGUUCUGAAAUUGGACUGUAACCUUGAUGUGGAAAUGGAACUCAAAUAAACAAAUUGAGCUUUUGUUUAAAGAAAGAAUGUUUAAAAUUGCUGUGAAAGGAUGUCACCUCUUGCAAUGCUGGAAUAUGGAAAAUGAAUAUUUGUUGACUACUUUGGUAGGCCAACAGAGGCAUUACUUAAAAUCAAGUCAACAAAUCUCGAGGUUUUUAAUCUUGCAUUAAAGCUGCCAAUUGAAUUAGCUUUGCAGAAGUAAUAUCAAAAUGAUUUACAUGUUUUGUGUUAUAUUACAGCAUUGCCAAAAAUGCAGUUAAAUCAUUAUUUCUGAUAACCUUGUGUCCUCUAUGUUGGGGAGGAAAAGAAACUACAUCUGAAGAAUGCAUUUAAUGUGGGGCUUGGGAUUUUGUGUUUGUCCAAUUGUUUGCUUUAGAUGCAAUCUGAAUACUGUGUGAGAUUUGGGUGCUAUUACUGAAUAACUAAAUAAAACAUUUUACAAAUAC
Molecule: messenger RNA, 3684 nt
Organism: Rhincodon typus (whale shark)
Lineage: Eukaryota; Metazoa; Chordata; Chondrichthyes; Orectolobiformes; Rhincodontidae
Product: zinc finger DHHC-type palmitoyltransferase 3
Exons: 5
Coding region: 212-655 (147 amino acids)
Biological process (GO): protein targeting to membrane; peptidyl-L-cysteine S-palmitoylation
Cellular component (GO): endoplasmic reticulum; Golgi apparatus
Molecular function (GO): protein-cysteine S-palmitoyltransferase activity
Source: RefSeq, a predicted model, not a curated record